AUGUCUCUCAAUUCAUAAUUCCCAAAAUAAGUGCCUUUUUUACCUGGACAUGUUUUUUCAGAUCCAUUCAAAGAAAAUCAUCAUAAAACCUAACAAUUCUCCUAUAUAAAUGGAACUGUUUAAGAGAAAACCAACUUUAUUCAUGAAGAAUUCGAUCCAAAUCUCUUGGACUCAAUGAAAUUCUCUACUCCUCCUAAUUUAACAUAUGGACGUAGAUAACCACCAGAAAAUGAUUACAUUCCACGCAUCUAACCACCAUGGUUAAAAUAUGAUAGAGCUGUAUUACGCUUUUAUGGUUACUUUUAAGAAUCUGUUGUUGAAAAUCCAAAUGAAAACUAUAGAAUCAGAAAAGUGAUAAUCUAUUAUUAUCUAUCAGAUGGAACAAUCCAUAUUACAGAAGUAAAUACAUAAAAGUAUUUUUAUAGCCUCGUAUACCUAAUUCUGGAAUACCAUAAGGUUUGUUUAUCAAAAGGUAGAAAAUUCCAAAAAUGCUUGGGAAAUAAGACUUUUAUUAAUGGGAAGAUUUUCAAUUAUGUUAAAAUGUUAACUUUUUUGAAAGGGUUAUAAACAUCUUAUUAUUAAUUAGGUAUUUAGAAUAUAAGAUUGUGAUUCUUAUACAAGAGAAUUCUAUGAGUAUAUGGGAAAGCCUUUAGGUUUACCUGAAUAAUUGCCAAAAGACAACUUUGAAGGGUAAAGAGAAACUAAAGAACUUAAGAUCAAUCCACCAGACACUAAAGAAUAUAAAGAAUAUUUUGAAGUUAAAUUAGGAGGUGGUCAUCCAAAUGGAGGGCUUAACAAAUAUUUACAAAAUGAUAGAAAAGUCUUAUCUUUUGAUAUCAUAUGGGAUGAUUCUUCAAUUGAAGGAUAAUUAAAUUAUUAUACUCUUAAUUAUUACUUAGCUGAUGAUACUUGUGAAGUGAAAGAAGUUAGAAAAUAAAAUUCUGGUAAAGAUCCUUAUCCCUUGAUGUUAAGAAGAUAGAAAAUUCCAAAAUAACCAAUCUUAACUCAUUAUCCAGGAAUGACUUUGAAGAAGGAAGAAUAUUAUAGUCCAUAAGAUUUGAUAUGUGGAAACACUGUAAAAAUAUAUGGAAGAGAAUGUUUCAUCUAUGGAUGUGAUGAUUUUACUAAAGAAUACUAUCUUAAUGUUUUGGGAAUUUAAUAAAAGUAAUUGUUAAAUAAUAUUAUUAGACCUGCAGUUCUUAAACAAGAGAGAGGAAAGAAAUUCUUUCAUCCUGUACCUCCAUAUAAUGGAUAUGGAUAUGAAGAAGAUUCUUUAGGAUCGGUUUAUUCUUUGUAGCCUAAACCUCCAAAAAAAGAUGUCAGGAAGAAUUUUACUUAAGAUUAAUUCAUUUUAAGAUUUGAAGCUAGAUUAAUCAGUGAGGUGAGAGAAGAAAACUCUAGAAGAUUUAUUAUUUCUUUUUAUUGCGGUGAUGAUACAAUAUAGGUUUAUCAAACUUCUGAAAGAAAUAGUGGUAUAUGGGUAAGUUAUUUGAUAUAAAUCUAAGGGUGGUAAAUUCUUAGAAAGAUCAAGAUAAAAAAACCCAUUGACUAAUGACUAUUAUACUGAAAAAGUAAAGUAUAUGUAUUAUAAUUAGGACUUCUAAUUAGGAGCUAUUGUUUAAUUCAAUGUUUAUAAAUUUUAAUUGAUUAGAGGAGAUGAAUUUACUAUUAAUUAUAUGAAAUAGAAACCUGAUGUUUUCAAAGAGGCUGAUAUAUCAUAAAUUAUUGCUAAACUUAGACUUUUUGCAGACAACUAUCCUAAUUUCGAUAGUUUCUUACUUGAUCUUAUGAAGUAUCUAUUUAUUAAUAAUAAUAGGAAAUUGGAUAAAUAAUUGAAAGGUUAUAUUGAUUUUGAUGAAUUAUCUUAAGGAUUAAAAGAAUUAGGAUUCAAUCUUACAUUAUAAGAAUAAUAUAUUUUAAUGAGAGAAUUCGAUAAAAAUGGAGAAUGGAAAUUAUGUAUGAGAUCAUUAUGGGAAGGACUAGGGGGUAGAAGAAAUGAAUGA
Paramecium primaurelia is the source of this 2003-nucleotide messenger RNA. The record is from the annotation of a GenBank genome assembly. NCBI's taxonomy places the organism in Eukaryota, Ciliophora, Oligohymenophorea, Peniculida, Parameciidae.